This is a messenger RNA of Cuscuta campestris, 3884 nucleotides long. NCBI's taxonomy places the organism in Eukaryota, Viridiplantae, Streptophyta, Magnoliopsida, Solanales, Convolvulaceae. The record is from the annotation of a GenBank genome assembly.
UCCGCAAAUAAUCUUUCCAUUCUACUUUUUCAUCCCAACUCUUCCAAAUAUACUCUCAACCCAUUACUCCAUUUUCUUUCUCCCCAUUCGGCCAUUCCUUUUUCUCGACAAGGACUAUUCAGUAUUCAUAUUAAGGUCAGUUCCUUUUCUCGCCGUCAUGAUUGUUUCAGAUUCUGAUUCGGCUACCCCAUCGUCCAAUUCUUGCCAAGCCGAUCAAUCGGCCUCUGGCCGCAACCCCGGCCACACUCAAUCACUCCAGCCGUCACCGUCGGCCGUGUCUGGCCAUAAACGGCGUCGAUUGAGGAAGCAAUUCCCUUCCUCAACCCCGGUAGACGAGGGCUCGAGGGUUGGAUUGGACGAAAAUAUCAUGGCGCUGUGCCAUUGCCAGAUUACUGACCGGGGGUUCGCCGAUGCUACUGACAUGGUCGGACCUUCCAUUGAAGUCAUGAGACCUACCAGCACCCAAACCGCCCUGGACGCCCCUUCAGGGUUCUUCACGGUCCAUCUGGCGUCUUUGAAGAAGGGGCUGCGCUUCCCACUCCACCCGCUUUUGAUCGAAUUCCUCAAUGUGGUGGACCUUCUCCCGUGUUCAGGGCGCCCUUCCUUCCGCCGCAUCCCAUGCCCCCCAUCUGAUGCCACCCUUUUGUCCAUUACUCGCCAACUUUGCAACAAGGGAGUCAUGAACAUCAAAGAGGUGGUGACAGAGGAAACCCUUGCCGGGUUGGGGUUUGAGUUUGUUCAGGAUGAGCUUCGCCACCAACCCGACCUACUGAGGGACAUUCCUGGGGGGCAUCAGCCCGUACAGCUGAAGGACAUUCCUGAGGAAGGUCUUGACUGUGGUCCUUUUGUGGAAUCACAAGAUUCAGGAGAAGAGAUGGACGGCGAUCUCCUACUCAGUCGCUUCACUGCAGGGAGGAAGAGGAAGAGAGAGACGAAAGGCCAGGGCAAACGCCCUUCGUCCCACCAAGGGGAGGGUCCCUCCCAAGAGCCGGCUGUAAUUGUAGUGGAGGACCAGGAUGAUGCUACCCUGGAAACGGGUAUUGCCUCGGAGCGACCUCCUUCGCCUCCCGCAGUGACCUACGAGGUGGCGACCGGGGGUCGCUCGACGAGGCUUUGCAUUCCUCCUCUGCUCCAAAGCCUAGGGGACGUGCAACUGGAGACCCUGAUCACCUUGCCCGCGGAGGAUCAAGCUCGCAUCUCGGCCGGUUCUGAGGACGACCUUGAUAACAUGGUCCUUUUGAGGCUAAGCCAGGCCACGCUGGGGAUGAUUGAGGUGGUCGGUAGGAGACGGGGUCACCAGGCUGCCUUGGGCGAGGCGUUGAAGACAUCGGAGGCCAAGCAGAAGGAAUUGCAGGAGGAGGUCGCCCGACUCACAAGAGAGCUGGGGGAGAAGGAAGAUCGUUACGCGGCGCUUGCUGCAGAGAAAACUUCCCAGGAGAACCGCUGCGUCGCCCUUGAGGCAGACAAGGCCGCCUUGUCCUUGGAGGUAGGAUCUGUUUCUGCUCGCGUGGUCGAGCUGGAGGGGGGAAAAUCUGACUUGAUUCAGCAGUUGGAAGGGGAGAGGAACGACCGGAUCCGCUAUGCAGAGGAAGCAGUAGAAUCCUUCAAGUCUUCUCCUGACUUCACGAUGGUCGCGAUGGAGCGGAUGGAAGAGCUUACAGCUGCUUGGCUCGAAACCGAGCCUGGGGCUCAGUGGAUGGUCAGGGAGGGGACCAAAUCCUUCAACUGUGGACUCUUCCGCGCCCAGCAGGUCUUCCGCGACAGACUGGCUCAGCUCCCCAAGGGAUUCUCUCUUCCCGACCUUGGCUUCCCUCCUCCCUGCCGUUCCUUGGCCGAGUUUGACCCCAGUCCUUAUCUGGACGGGGGGAGCUCGAACCCUUACGAAUUCUGUCGCCGGUUGCCUCGCCGACAGUGGCCGUCGGUAAAACCGCCGCCACUACCACCAAACCCUUAUGAAGACUUCAGUGAGGCGUACAAGGCCCUCUCUGCCAACCGCCUGCCUAACGGGCGGAUUGAUUGGGAUGCUCCAUGCCCCCUCCAUUCCCUGCAAUGCAUGGCCUGGGAGAGCUUUCAUGAUGAGCACUUACCCCUCCUGGAGCAUGAGUGCGCGUACUACGCAAGUCUUGAACAAUGGACUAGCGAAAGUCGCACCAACUCGCCGGUGAGGCCUAAGGAUGAGGUUGUGUUGGGGGAAGAACUGGGUUCCAGCCCACCUCGCCCCACCAACCGCUCAACUCCCUGGAAAACCCGUGAUGCUGGUUGGGGUUCUGGAAGAAGUGAACCGCCCUCCGUCCUUCCUUGGUAUUUGAAGGACGGUGGGUUUUUGCCAAGGCUGGGGGCGACCGAUCCUGUUCCAUGUUGGGGAAGAAAGGAACUAAAAGAUCAAAUGGCAUCAAGGAUGUUCAACGCAGGAGUGACCGAGGGACAAUCAACCACGAGGCCACCUUUGUUCGAUGGAACAAACUACUCGUAUUGGAAGGAGAGGAUGAAAAUCUUUAUCCAAUCCAACGACUACAAGCUGUGGUUGAUUGUGAAAAACGGCUGCGGAGUCCCGAUGAAGAAAGUUGGUGAAGUCGACGUCCCCAAAACCGAAGAGGAGUUCACCGACGAAGAUUGCAAAAAGAUGGAGCUCAACGCAAAGGCAAUAAACAUGAUUUAUUGCGGUGUUAAUGCGGAUGACUACCGUAAAAUCUCGCGGUGUGAAACCGCAAAACAAAUGUGGGAGAAAUUGGAGGUCACCUAUGAAGGAACCGCGCAGGUUCGGGAGGCCAAAAUCGACCAUCUUACUCACGAGUACGAACUCUUCUCAAUGAAGGAAAACGAGAAGAUUGAAGAAAUGUUUGAGAGGUUCUCUAACAUCAUCAAUCCUCUCAAUCUUCUCGGGAAGACCUACACCGACCGAGAACUCGUGAGAAAGGUGUUGCGAAGCCUAUCCCCCAAAUGGUGUUCAAAGGUGGACGCAAUCGAAGAAGGUCGUGACUUCCAAACAACGACCUAUGAUGCUCUUCGAGGUAAUCUUAUUACCUACGAAACCACCCAACUCUCAAAGGUGGUUGAAGAGAGGAACAAGAGGUCUAUUGCUCUACCCGCAACAACGUCAACACACAACAACAUUGAUGAUGAAGAUGAUGACAGCGACGACACCGACCUCGGACUCUUUGUCCGAAAAUUCAAGAAGAUGAUGCUCAAGAAGGGAGCCAAGAAAAACACUCCACCCAAGUGCUAUGGUGAUGGUACUCGUUUUUCCCAUCUCCGUUUUGCCAUCCCGAUCAUGCAUAUCCUUGCUCGUAGCAAAGUGGAUUUUACUCGGGACACUCAGGUGCCGGUUAAGAAGACUUGUUUCAUCACUAAAGCCAAGUUUUCCCGGAUCGUAUACCGUGAGGAGGGCGAUGCUGCACCAAAUCUGGACCUGAUAGUCACAGAAGAAGAAGAGAGCCAAAGCGAGACUCAAGCUGAGUCAUCUCAAGCCGGAGGAAGUCGAACCACGAAUCGCGUCACUCGUCAACGCAAGACUCGCCCGAGAGAAGAAGCACCAGAACCUUCUUGGGUGAAGAGAAUCUUUGAUACUCUCACUUGCAUUCGAGACGACGUUCGCCAGCUCAACGAGAGGAUGACUCGUUUCGAGCAUUCCCGCUCCUACCGUGGCCCGCGUCACAGCUUCAGCGGAGGAGCUCGUCCGGCGAACUCUCUUUGAUUAUUUUUCUCUUCUGUCUUAACUUAUUAUGAUACAUUGCUAUUUGCUAUUGUUGUUAUAACUCUUUUGGUGGAUGAUGAUGUUGCUAAUUAUGCAUUGUUUGUUGGUUUGACAAUUUGGUUCUCUAUUAGAACAUAUUGUCCCUUUGUGGCUAUUAAAAGUUUUUUUUAAAGAAAACUCUUGCAAAUUU